UAAAGAACUCACAUCUGAUCUAACUGACCUAACCAAUGGCAUCUUCAACAUCCAUUGGAGACUCACUUCUUCCUUCUCCCACCAACAAGUCUCGCUCCUUCUUCAAACCCUUCUUCAUUUUCCUCUCGUUGGCCACUCUGAUCUCCCUCGUCAUCUUCGCUCCUCACCAUCUAACCGUCCAUCUUCACCCGACCAACUUACAGCCGUCAGAUCUCUGCGUCCAUUCCCCAAACCCCACCAACUGCGCCGCCCUUCUGUCAGACUCCGCCUCCGCCGGCGCCGUCCGAUCCCCCACCUUCCUCCUUCACUCCCUCCUCCGACGCUCCCUCCUCGAGAUCCACGCCUCCCUCUCCCAAUCCACCGAUCUCCUCCGUCAGAUCAAUGAUCCCCACAUCCUUGAUUGCGUCGACCUCCUCGAUCUCUCCCGCGACCGCAUACUCAGCUCCAACGCUGCCAUCGCAGCCGGAUCCUAUGGGGAUGCUCGCACCUGGCUUAGCGCCGUGCUCACCAACCACGUCACCUGCCUUGACGGCCUUAAAGAUCCGUCGCCAUUAAAAGCUCAUCUAGACUCCCUGACGGAGCAAGCCAGUGCCGCCCUCGCCGUUCUCCGCGCCAUCACGGUUGAUGACGGCCAGUUAACAGAAACCGUUACAGAGUUACCCUCAUGGGUAAGUCCAGUCGGCCGGAAGCUUCUAGAGGCAACCUCGCUGGCAGCGAUAAAGGCCGACGUAACAGUGGAUGCAAACGGCGGCGGAAACUAUAAAACGGUUCAGGCAGCCGUUAACGCUGCGCCGGACAACGGGAAGGCUCGUUUUGUAAUUUAUGUGAAGAAAGGUACUUAUAAGGAAAAUGUGAUCGUAGGGAAGAAAAAGAAGAAUUUGACGAUCGUUGGAGACGGUCAGAACGCGACCAUUAUAACGGGGAGCUUAAACUUCGUUGACGGCUCCACCACUUACAACUCCGCCACAUUGGCGGCUAUGGGUGACGGAUUCAUACUUCAAGAUUUGUGCGUAGAGAACACAGCCGGUCCAGCGAAGCACCAGGCCGUUGCCCUCCGGAUCAAUGCGGAUCAAGCCGUAGUGAACCGGUGCCAAAUAAGAGCCUAUCAAGACACCCUAUACGCCCACUCUCUUCGUCAAUUCUACCGCGACUCUCUCAUAUCCGGAACCGUCGAUUUCAUAUUCGGCAACGCGGCGGUCGUUUUCCAGAACUCCAACUUACAGGCCCGAAAACCAAUGGCCGGCCAAAAGAACGCCGUCACGGCGCAGGGCCGGAUCGACCCGAACCAGAACACUGGGACUUCAAUCCAAAAGUGCAGGUUGGUGCCGUCGCAGGACCUUAAGCCGGUGACCGGUUCGUUUCCGACUUAUUUGGGCCGGCCGUGGAAAGAGUACUCACGGACGGUGGUGAUGCAGUCGAGUAUUGAUAAUCACGUGAAUCCGAAAGGAUGGCUGGAGUGGGAUGGCAAUUUUGCGCUGAAGACUUUGUUCUACGGUGAGUAUCAGAAUGAUGGACCGGGUGCGGGAACCGCCGGUCGGGUUAACUGGACCGGGUAUCAUGUGAUAACUGAUGCGAAAGUGGCCAACGAUUAUACUGUAGCGAAAUUGAUACAGGGAGAGCAGUGGCUGACGGGCACGGGCGUCGACUUCACGAAUGGUCUUUGACUGAUUCGAUCGGGAAAUAUAAGAUAUGCUUUUUGGUUUCCCUAUGUAAGGCGUGAAGGAGAGAGCGUGGAAGUUGGGGUAGCUCUUUUAUUAAGAUGCUCUGUGCUUAUUAAUUAUUAUAUUUUAGUAUUUUACCACUACUUUCUAUAUUAAGAAAUCUAUGUUUAAGUUUUUUU
This is a messenger RNA of Dendrobium catenatum, 1840 nucleotides long. Its product is annotated as pectinesterase. Gene Ontology annotation, molecular function: pectinesterase activity; pectinesterase inhibitor activity. The record is from RefSeq and is a predicted model, not a curated record. NCBI's taxonomy places the organism in Eukaryota, Viridiplantae, Streptophyta, Magnoliopsida, Asparagales, Orchidaceae. Gene Ontology annotation, biological process: cell wall modification. The coding region runs from base 36 to 1664 and encodes 542 amino acids. The transcript is spliced from 2 exons.